AUGGAGCUGUCCGAGUUCUGGACAGAACUCAACACAUUCACGAUCUAUGGGCCCAACCAUACCGAUAUGACGACCAAGUACAGAUAUCCGUAAGUUUUUUAAAAAAAUAAUCUAUAACACAGAAAUUUUCAGAUAUCACUUCCCGUUUGAGCAAGUUGAAGAUCCGCAGUUUUGGACACACCUUUUCCAGAAGUACUGGUACCAUUCGGUCACGGUUUCUGUGCUUUACUUCCUCAUGAUUAAAGGUCAGAACGUUUUUAGCAACUUUUGCUGACUUCUUGUUUCGCAGCGAUUCAAAAGUUUAUGGAAAAUCGGAAGCCGUUCACUCUCCGCUACCCACUGAUUCUUUGGAAUGGGGCACUCGCAGCUUUCAGCAUAAUUGCCACGCUACGGUUUUCCGUGGUAUGUCUUCUAACGAACUUUGGCCAAGUGAAAGAGAUAUUCAUUUCAGGAUCCUCUCCGUUCGCUGUACGUCGAAGGAUUCUACAAAACGUUGUGUUAUUCGUGUCAUCCGAAUGACGUGGCUGCCUUCUGGAGUUUUGCAUUCGCCCUCUCGAAGAUUGUUGAGCUGGGGGACACGAUGUUCAUCAUUCUGAGAAAGAGACCACUCAUUUUUUUGCAUUAUUAUCAUCACGCAGCCGUGCUCAUUUACACUGUUCACUCAGGCGCUGAGCACACAGCCGCCGGUCGUUUUUACAUCCUCAUGAACUACUUUGCUCACUCUCUCAUGUACACUUAUUACACGGUUACUGCCAUCGGAUACAGACUGCCAAAAUGGGUUAGUUUUAUUUGCCAUUUUCUAACAAAAAUCUUAAAUUAAAGGUUUCGAUGACUGUGACCACUGUUCAAACAGUUCAAAUGCUCGCUGGAGUCGGAAUAACUUGGAUGGUUUACAAGGUGAAGUCCGACUACAACAUGCCGUAAGUUGUCCGAUACCCCAGCUUUCCGAACGUUUCUCCUUUCCAGUUGCCAACAGUCCAUGGCCAAUCUCUACCUCGCCUUCGUCAUUUACAUUACUUUUGCCAUUCUUUUCAUUCAUUUCUUCGUCAAAUCAUACGUUUUGAAGUCCUCCAGAAAAUCGGUGAAGAAAGAUUAA
Messenger RNA from Caenorhabditis sp. 36 PRJEB53466, 1096 nucleotides. The record is from the annotation of a GenBank genome assembly. NCBI's taxonomy places the organism in Eukaryota, Metazoa, Nematoda, Chromadorea, Rhabditida, Rhabditidae.